Molecule: messenger RNA, 643 nt
Organism: Spinacia oleracea (spinach)
Lineage: Eukaryota; Viridiplantae; Streptophyta; Magnoliopsida; Caryophyllales; Amaranthaceae
Product: glutaredoxin-C11-like
Exons: 1
Coding region: 114-422 (102 amino acids)
Source: RefSeq, a predicted model, not a curated record
UCUCAAGUCUACAUAUCACCCUAGCCUACCAAGUCAAUAUUCUCUUCCUUGACAAAAAAAAAAAAAAAAAACUCAACAGUUUUUAUAGAAAAAUCAAAUAUAUAAUAUAUAUAAUGGAUAGAGUUAAUGAGUUAGCAAAAUCAAAGGCAGCUGUAAUAUUCACAAAGAGUUCAGACUGUAUGUGUCAUAGCAUCAAGUCAUUAUUCCACGAGCUCGGAGCAAGCCCGGCAGUGUAUGAGAUUGACCGCGAUCCUAGAGGACGUGAAGUCGAGUUAGCAUUGCAGAGGCUAGGGUGUAAGCCUACCGUCCCUGCAAUAUUUAUUGGUGGCAUGUUCGUAGGCUCGGCCAAGGAUGUCCUUGCUGCACACCUCACUGGCUCUCUCAAAGAAAUGCUCAUUGCUGCUAAGGCUAUUUGGUUGUAGCACUAUUUAAUUUAGUUCCAAAAACAAGGAUGUAUGUAGUAUGUACUUUUUUUUUGUCUUUUUUUAUUUGCAUGGAGGAAAUUAAGUUAUGGCCUCCAGUUUGGAAAGCUCGCAGUGCAGCAUUCUUCAACGACUUUUCGUUUUUUGUAAGCUCUUGAUAGCUGCAUUUUGUAACAAAAAGAGAUCGAAUUAUAAAAGCGUAAAAUGUUCUCUGUCUAAUA